CUGUUUCACUCUCUCAUUGUUCUCAUCUGUUCAACAGACGUGGACUCAAUUUAUGCAAAUGUACCAACGAUAAUCCCAAACGGCCAUCAACCGUGGGAAGAAGAAUGGGCCAAGAAAUCCCCUGAAUAUAGUGAACGGUCCAAUGAGCACAGCUCUUACGAUCCGCGUGUCAGUGAUCUCGGGGCAGUUGAACCUCGUCGACCCGCUCACCGACCACCACCACCACCUCCUCCACCAGCUAUACCAGCUCCGUCUACCCGUGCGCCCAGUAGCCCUGCAGACGGAACAAAACUACAGAGGACCGAAUCCCGUGGAAGUCGCCAUACGUCCAAACCCUAUCCGUCACCUCGAGGCAGUCUUCUCAGUCCAGGUGGUUUGUCGGUUCCUUCAUUGCCGGGUUAUUUCACUGGUGGACCGGUAGACAAAACACAUCAUGGUGGUCCUUAUAGACCGGAUAAAUUUCAUCCUCAUCAUUAUGAACAAAUUGUUCACGAAAGACCUUCAAGACCACGAUCAAAGCGAACGACAGCCACCAGUCAAGAUCUGGCAGCACACGGUGCCUCAGGGUCAAAACACAGCCUGAUUAUCAGUACAAAACGUCGAACACUUAGUGGGGUCACAGGAACAAAUCCUAUCAAACAAAGAUCAAAUUCAAUGAAUGCUCUUUGGUUUGGGGAUCAUCCAGUACCGUCUCCUGGUGCUCUGUCCCCCAACGCUCCAUUGAGACUGUCAAACAUUCAGUUACAGGCUCAAGCUGAGUUGGAACGACGACAUCGGUCUUCUUCACGUGCGCACAGCCUUGACCGUCGUUCUGGACUGAGUUAUGGAUAUGGGACGGAGAGUCGUCUGUCUGGUGCUCCUACGGAUGUUGAAGGUUAUGAAGGUGUGGGUUACGGCUACGACACAAGAGGUCGCCUGAUCCACGGGGGUGCUCCUAUACAUGAACGCGCGAUUAGUCGCAAGCGACGUCUUUUGGACGGUCAUGAAAGCUUAUCCAGAGUGUGGAUACCACAAACGGAUGCAGCAUCCACAGUGCAUUCUGAAGGCCCGUCGCGCAGCGCCGCCACGCGUUUGACAGAAAUGAAAGCACAUUUGGAUGACUCGGCCGUGGCGUUCGCGUUGCGUGACUUUACAGCCCCCGGGGUUCGCCUUUCCAGACGCGCUUCAGACGGCGAUCAGAAUUCCAAAGCGAGUUAUGCGAGCGAGCACAUUUACGCCCAUCCUUCUAGCCUUAAGCGUGACUCUGAGAUCUAUUCACGUGUGGGACACAAGCACAGCUACGGUCGACGUCCUCACUCCCACUUUGGUGCUUUAGCAACGGACCGGAACUCGUUAUUGCACAGUACACGAAGUUUGUAUCGAUCCGAGGGUGCAUCUCACCGAUACCAGCAUCGUCCGCGUUUGGUUCCCGAUCGGUGGGGUUCAGUUCCGUUACCAAAUCCGACACAAUACGAUUCACUGAUGCGUUCCAGUGCUCUCUCAAUGCUCAGUCAUAAGUCCCUGAGAGACUCAAAAUAUGUGCUUGAAUCAAACGUGUGA
Molecule: messenger RNA, 1539 nt
Organism: Echinostoma caproni
Lineage: Eukaryota; Metazoa; Platyhelminthes; Trematoda; Plagiorchiida; Echinostomatidae
Source: the annotation of a GenBank genome assembly